Molecule: messenger RNA, 360 nt
Organism: Priapulus caudatus
Lineage: Eukaryota; Metazoa; Priapulida; Priapulimorpha; Priapulimorphida; Priapulidae
Product: cell surface glycoprotein 1-like
Exons: 1
Coding region: 1-360 (119 amino acids)
Source: RefSeq, a predicted model, not a curated record
AUGACCGACCGACCGUAUCCGACCGAGUCCGCCCGAUCGGGAUGCCCGACCGACCGACGCGACCGACCCGACGCGACGGGACGGACCGCACCCAGACCGCCCGAAUCCGACCCGACCUGCCCGACGGAUAUGCCCGAUCCGACCGACCAGAACCGCCCGACGGACGACGCGCCCCGACCGCCCGACCGACCGACCGCCCUGACCACCGACGCGCCCGGCGCCGCCCGACGGACUGUGCCGCGAAGCCGCGCCGUAGACCGACCGACGCAGGCUCCGCCCCAGCCGCGACGGACUGCCUCGACCCGCUCCGACCUGGACGACCCGACCGACCGAAGCGGAGCGAACCCGACGGCGACCUGA